Molecule: messenger RNA, 4686 nt
Organism: Bombina bombina (fire-bellied toad)
Lineage: Eukaryota; Metazoa; Chordata; Amphibia; Anura; Bombinatoridae
Product: protein NLRC5
Exons: 37
Coding region: 106-4686 (1526 amino acids)
Molecular function (GO): protein binding
Source: RefSeq, a predicted model, not a curated record
CAUUAAUGUGUUGCAGUCAACCACACGCAGCAGGUUGGGUGAACUUUUCUGUGAUAUGUGGACACUUGAUACAGCAAAAGAUACUUAUUCUCUUUCUGGGCUGAAAUGGAUGAAGUAAAUUUAGAAACAGCUUUAGAAAAUGUAAUACCUCAACUGGCGGAAUUUUUUAGCCAGGAUGUAGACUGGCUUUUUAAAAAGAUCCACUCAUUCCUACCAGACUUGAAUUUUGGGCACAUCCUUGAGAUAACAGACAACAAAGCUAAGGUCUCUACACUUCUCCAGGAGUUAAGAAACUCCCAUAAAGAGGCCUGGAGCCAACUUGUGCAAUGUAUCUGUAUGGAAGCGGGACUUCCCAUAGAACUGGAAAUACAAUUACUCAGUGUAACAGGAGAAGAAUGCAGUGAUUUGGAGACCUCCUCCGCUGCUGAUGUGACACAGUCCAAACGCCAGAAGCUAGAUGCUACUGAACAGUACAAGCAACAAAUCAUCAAAUCCAUACUAGAUAAAUAUGGACAUAAAGCUAGAGAAGAAACUAGAAGAUAUUUCAACCAAAUGUUUGUUGAGCCAGUAAUCCAACAAGACAAUGUGAAGAGAAAACGGGUUUCUUUAGACAAAACUGAUAAUGUUAACAUAUCUCAGCUGUUUGAAAAAAUACAUCUUUCCAAAACUCAGAUCAUUGUACUGGUGGGAAAACCAGGCACUGGAAAGACUAUGCUAACUCACAGGAUUUGUAAUGAAUGGGCUGGUGGGGGACUUGUGCAAUUUAAAUUAAUAUUUCUUUUUGAAUUCCGUCAACUAAAUUUGAUAAACAGAUUGGUCACACUCAGAGAACUUUUGUUUAAUCUGUUUAUUAAACCAGAUACAGAUGCCGAAGAAGUUUUUCAAUAUAUCAUUGAGAACCCUCAGCAUGUCCUUAUCAUCUUUGAUGGGCUUGAUGAGUUUAUAGAGCAGGUUUCAUAUGAUUCUCCAUAUAGGAUCCCUGAUUUCAGUCGUACACUUUCCAUCUCUGAGAUGUUUACAAGCCUUUUUCAUGGAAAGAUCCUUCCUGGAUCCACUAUUGUUGUGACCUGUAGAUCAAAAAUUUUAAAUGACCUUCCUCUCCAGUCAGUGGACUUUGUUGCUGAAGUUCUGGGGUUUAAUGAAGAGCGGGUUGAAAAAUAUGUUAACUUAUUUUUCCAUGCUACACCAUCUAGGGGUGAAGCAUUAGUUCAUUUAAGGGGGAACAACAAACUUAUCCACAUGUGUUUUGUGCCAGCUUUGUGUCACAUUGUUUGUGUGUGUUUGGAACAGCUGCUCAAUACUUGUACUUCAAGUCUACAACUUCCACAGACCAUCACACAGUUUUACAUGAAAAUGUUAAGCAUUUUUAUAAGGAAAAAACAAAAAACCUCGGCUAAUGAGAAUACUAUGUUAAAGACUUUUAAACAAGCAAUCUCUGGCUUAAGUAACCUUGCACUUAAAGGGAUUGAAGAGAAAAAAACAGUAUUCUACGUGGGAGAUAUUUCUAAAUACUUAAAGGGCUUUGCACCUUGGCAUGGCCUACUUUCCAUGUUUGAUGUUAAGAAGAUGGAUGGCAGCAAAGAAACAGGUUUUUCAUUUGUUCAUCUUAGUUCGCAAGAGUUUUUUGCCGCACUGUGUUUGAUGAUUAACAAAACCGUAACUGAGGACACACUACAUAAAAAAAUCACUUUAAAGUCAAAGUGGAAUUUAAAAUAUAAAUCAAAGAAUGACUUUACUGAUAACUUUCAUAUAUUUUUGUCAGGCCUGUCAUCCAAGGAAUGUCUACCUUUUCUGUAUGAAGUAGCUGAACAUAAUGAAGAUCUAGUUCAGAAGAAACAGCAAGCUGUCCAUCAGUCUAUUGCCAAACUGGCAGACACACAUCUCACUGGACCCAAACUGAUUGAGUUGUGUCACUGCACAUAUGAAACUCAAGAUGUCAACCUAGCUCAGGAAGUUGGAAAAAAAUUGCAAUUCAAAUAUGACAUAAGAAAUUUUAGAAUUAGUCCUGUUGAUAUGACAGUUUUGAUUUUUGUUGUAAACAAUGGAAAUUGUUUAGUUUCUUUGGAAUUUGCAGGAUGCCCUGUGGAGCUUAAUUGCUUUGAGAUUCUAGGCAAGUGUGAAAAUAUUCAAGAUUUAAGUUUUAAAAACAGGAAAUAUGGGGACACAUUUGCUGAAGCACUUUCCAAAAGCUUGUCAGGCAUGAAGGCACUGAAGAAACUGAGGUUGACCUCUGGACGUCUUACAACUGUUGGAAUUGAAGCUUUGGCCCAGUCAUUUCGUGGUUGUCUGCAACUCCAAGAAAUCAAUUUGCAAGAUAACCGCCUGAAAACAGAUGACUUGCUCCUCUUCUUGGGCUUGUUUGCUAAGAUGCCUCAGCUGAGACAAAUGAACCUGAGCAACAAUGAAAUCACUACGGAAGGUGUUCUUGCAUUGUCUAAGGUGGCUGCUAAGUGCCCAAGCAUCACUAAAGUGGAAAUAAGCAGUGACAGUGCGUCUGCAAUCUUCUCAUCAGAACAUACCAUGCCAUCAAGUUCAUCAGUGUCACAAACUACUAGACAUGAACCAACUGCUGGAAGAAUGACGAAAUCACUGAGCCUCACAAACUGUGGUCUGACUUUUCAACAUACGCAUGAGCUGGUCGAAAUACUCAGAGAUUGUUCACAUCUUUCUUAUGUAAAUUUAUCAGGUAACGCCUUCAGAGAUUAUGGCUGUAAAGUACUGUUCAAUGCCUUAUCCAAUAUACAUAUUUCUGGGGAAUUAAUUCUUAACAACAUAGAUAUAUCGGCAGAAGGGAUUUUAUGCAUGGUUAAUUUCAUGGUGUCCUGUCCCUAUGUAAACCGUAUGGAUGUCAGAUUUUUGCAGCAAACCACAGUGAUAUAUUUCUUCCCUGAGGGCCACAAUGUGCAACAGGAAACAAGCAUUUCAGGUGUCGCAAAGGAGGAAACAAUAUCAGAAGCUAAAGAAAAUAUUUGUGAGCCCUUAAAAGAGAUAAGGAUAACCGGUUGUCGUCUUCUCCAAAAAGACAUGCCCAAACUAUGUGACAUUCUGCAAAACUGCAGCAAUCUAGCAAACCUGGAUUUGUCGGAAAACAAUAUGGAAAAUCGAGGGAUCAGACUCUUGUGUCCGGUUUUCUCCAAGCUGAAGUGUCUACGCUUGGUGAACUUUGGGAGAUAUCAGAAGAUUGUUUUAACUUUCCAGGAGAGCAGGCAUGGGAAUUGUAUGGACAGUCACAGCUAUGAAAUUGCAGCUGGUAUACCAUGGCCAUCAAAGACGUUUAGCCUUACAAAAUGUCGUAUAUCUCCAAGGAAGCUGCAGAAGCUGUUUCAGGCACUUGAACAAUGUCCUGAUUUGCAACAGAUAAAUUUAUCAGACAAUGCUUUGAGUUUCACUAUGAUUGAGAAGCUUCUCGAAUAUUUACCACAGUUUCCAUAUUUGGCAACUGUAAACAUCAGUAGAAAUGACCUUUCUCCCAGCUGUGUCUUGUUACUGGCUAAUUCAAUCAACAAAUAUGAUCGCAUCAAAGAAGUUGAUAUCAGGUCUGUCGAGUACAUGCGCUUGAAUCUAGAGAAGGGACACAGAGCCAAUGACAUUUUCUGCAGAUUUGUGAAUUGCAACAUUGGCCAUUAUGAUGUGGAGCCUCUGAUCACAGAAUUUCAGCAGAACACUAGAUUGAGAGAAGUUAUGUUGGGCAGGAAUAGCAUAUUGGAAGAUGGACUUAUUGCACUACUUUCUUCUUUAAUGACCUGCAGAACCUUGACAGAAGUUGAUGCCUGUUUACAUCCGAAAGAAGCCAUUUGCCUUAUGUUUUCACUUAAUGGUAAUUCACAGAAGAUACUAAGGUUAGCAGAGCACAGAUUCUCAGCAGAACAUCUUAAGAAGCUCACUGUAUUACUUGAAGAUGCCUGCAACAUCUCUCAGUUAAUAUCUAAGAAUAAUACAAUAUCCCCGGAUGAUGUGAAGAAUUUUAUUAGAGUCUUCUCAAAAAAAAGUCAUGCUUGUACAUUAAGUAUUGAAGAACCAUGGGUUGGAAGCCACUGUAUCAUUGCACUGCUUAAUAAAAUCACCGAUACAUUUGUAAAUAUUAAAGCAAUCAGGUUUAACCACUGUGGAUUGGAUGAAACAAACAUGUCUAUUCUCAGUAUGUUUAAGCAGUGCACAAGGCUCUCAGUAUUAAAUUUAUCUCACAACUGCCUCCGUGAUGCAGGAAUACAAGUACUGGCAGACGUUCUACUUUCCCUGUCUGCACUAAAGACUAUUGAAAUAGAGGCUGUGAACAUGACACAUGUUGGUGUAAAACUCCUCACCCAGAGCCUUCAACGCCAUAAAACUAUCCAGAAUAUUAAUUUUUCUCACAAUGAUAUUGAGGAAAAAGGCGCCAUUGAUUUGGCAAAUAUGUUGACUGAAAAGAGGAGGCUGCAAAUAAUUAAUGUCUCCAAAUGCUUUUCUGUAGCCUGUGAAGGAGGUAGACAGUUUGUCCAAGAGCUAUCCAAAUGUCAUGAAGUUCUGGAGAUCCAUUUAUCCGCUGUCAAUCUGGAUGACGUCUCACUCUUGACAUUGUCCCAAGGACUGCAGAAGAUGCUCUCCAUAAAGAAGCUGAUAAUCAGCAACAACAGCAUUGGUUACACAGGAGUCUCUCACCUGGCAGAGUCUUUGAGCACAUGCACCUGCAUGGAAGAACUGGAGUAA